Podarcis raffonei (Aeolian wall lizard) is the source of this 2096-nucleotide messenger RNA. It is a transcript of the gene HSPB3, whose product is annotated as heat shock protein family B (small) member 3. Gene Ontology annotation, cellular component: cytoplasm; nuclear speck. Lineage: Eukaryota; Metazoa; Chordata; Lepidosauria; Squamata; Lacertidae. The coding region runs from base 99 to 545 and encodes 148 amino acids. The record is from RefSeq and is a predicted model, not a curated record. The transcript has a single exon.
GUGAGUGUACAACUGGAAAGGGUACACUACUCUGCUCAAGACUGUUCUGUUCCAGUUGAACAAAACAAAGCAGCGGCUUUAUCAACAUUGUUUCAGCAAUGGAAGGAGUAGUUAUACGGCAUUGGGUGGAAACGCCAAUACGUUAUCAGGAGCAUUUUGCUGAUCAAGAUUUGGAUGCGUGCAAACUAAACCACUCUCUGUAUGCCUUGCCAGGCCCAGCCUCAGCCACUCAGACAAAGAAUAGACAUACAGUCAAGAGUACUGCUGAAAAAGAACAGAACCAUACAGAUGAAGAAAAGCCUAAAUUUCAAGUCUUACUAGAUGUUGUGCAGUUCCGUCCUGAAGAUGUUAUCAUUCAAACCUUUGAAGGCUGGCUCCUCAUCAAAGCUCAGCAUGGACCCAGGAUGGAUGAACAUGGCUUUAUAGCCAGAAGCUUUACUAGACAAUACAAAUUGCCAGACAGAGUUGAAACAAAAGAUCUGAAUGCUCUUUUCUGUCAUGAUGGCAUUUUGGUUAUUGAAACUAAGACCCUGAGCAAGAAAUGAAUUAUAGACUUUUUGUUACUGGUGAGACAAUAUUGUUCCUACUAUAGCUUAAGCAAUUAUGUACUGUGGUGCUCUGCAUGCAGAACUGCAUUUACAAUGAAGAUAAAGACAAGCCUUUGCAUAUUUUACCCAGUUUGAUUGUUUGAUGUGAAAGACAGUAUUUGCUCCCAACAGCUGCUGAUGUACGGACAUUCAUAACAAGGCUAUGUGACAGAACAGCAUGAAGGCUUGAAAAGAUGUACAAGAUGGAUGCAAAAGAAUGUGUAAAGGGAAGGUUUUACUAAAGAAGAGCAGAAACAGGAAGCUGCAUUUGGAAUCUGAAGGCACUUGUAUUCAAGAGGCAAAAGAUUUAAGCCUAGAGCAUACUUUUUAUUGAAAUAGGAUUUUCAUGCUGGAAACUGCUGCAUUAUUAGCACUGUGGCCAUGAUCCGAAGAAGUAAUUUGUGUAUAAGUAAACCAACCAGACAGGUGGACCUCUCUUUAAAGUUUGCCCUAUAGCAACUAUAACAACUCCUACUCCUGAAGAGGUAAAUCAAUUUCUAAACCGAACAUUAACUUCUCAGUCCCAGAUAUAUUAAUAUACUGUAUUGAACAAUUGAUCUUCAAAAUGUUUUUUUUCUCCAGCAAAGAUUUGUUAUAUAUGCUCUUCUAAAUACUUCAACAUUCUGCUUUUGGGAGAACAGCAGCUGUGUAAGUAAGUCUGCUCCUUUCAAGUGUAGUUAAAAUAAGUAUGACUGCUGAGCUAUGAAUAGUAAAGGAAUUCAAAGGAGAAAGAGCCAAGCUAAAUACAGGCUCUCAUUAUGGGCACCUGUCAUUUGGAAACAUUAAAUGAUAAAAUAUUGUUGCAAUUUAUCUAGAUGCUUUUUAAUUUUAUUACAUUACCUGGACUAAGACUGUUGAUGCAAAAGAAUGCCAAAUCAGCUCUUGCCAUCAGCUACAUGCACUGUUGGAGGACUUAAUUGGGGAGAUGGGAAGGAGAAAGGAGUGCCUAAACCAGCCCCCAAGACUACAUCCCCAUAUCUAUGAGGUGAUCAGUAUUGUCACUGAUUUGGAAGCAUGCUUGGAAUGAACCACAGUUGCAAACUGAUUGCUGCCUUGAAAUUCUAUUCUGUCUCCAGCUCAGCAGCCUUUUACACUCCCAGCAGGAUGAUGCAUAUAUAAACACCUCUUUCUUUGUGUAUCAUUAGCUGGAUCAGGUUAAUUUUAAGUUUAAGAUCUGCAAAUUGCUCAAAAUUUAUGAAGGAAAACAUGCAUCUGGAACCAUACAAAAUGGGGAUAGCAACUGAGUAACUUAAGAGUAACAACAACAAGAAACAGUAGAGAAUACUAUAGUGCUUCCAAUCAGGGGCUUAAUCUGCAAAUAGGUUGUUGAGAGAUCACAAAUGGGUAGUUGGGAGCAAACUUUAAAAAAACUUUUUUGAUCUUCUCCAGAAAGGAAAAAUCUGAAUUAAAUCAGGGUGGGCAUUUUUGAUCCCUCUUUGUUUCUCUUUAUGUAUUUCCAUAAGUCGUUACAUUUUGGGGGGACCAAUAUUAAAUGAUAAUCUCAAAACA